GGGAGCGCGAGUACCGGGUCUUCCGGCAACCUACUGCUGAGCAGUGGCGCGAGCACGGGUGGUAAUGGCGGCUCCGUGUUGGUGAGUGUGGGCGACGGUUCUGUUGGUGUUGGUGGGAAGGUGUCGAUCACGGCUGGUCUGAGUUCUGCGACGACGACAGGAUCUGUCGGUGGCUUGAUCGAGCUGGUGGGUGGCCAGGGUGCACUGACUGGAGGAUCUAUCAGUGUGAGCAGCGGUGCUGCGUCCGGCAUGACCAGCACAAGCAAGACGAGUGGCGAUGUGUCAUUAUGGAGUGCAUCAUCCGGCACAAGCGGGUCUCUGUCUCUGGUGAGUGGCGCGUCUUGGUUGUCUUCGAGUGGGUCGAUUGGUCUGUCUACAGGCGCUGCGACUGGCGGUAGAGGAGGCAACAUCGAGCUGUCCGUGGGAGGUGGCAGCAUCGGAGCUGGCGGCAAGGUGUUGCUGACUGCUGGUAGUACGAGUGGUAGCACUACCAGUGCUGCUAACAGUGGUGCGGGAGGCGACGUGGAGGUGACAAGCGGCGCGAGCAGCAGUUUCACGAGCGGCAGUGUGCUGGUGCGCACUCCGGAUGGCGGCUCGAGCGGUCCGUCGGGUUUGAUCAGUCUGACGACGGGUUCUGCGACGGCGGGCACGGUGGGCGGCGUGACGGUGAGCACUGGCGGUAGCACGGGUGGCAAUGGCGGGUCUGUGGCAUUAAAGGUUGGUACUGGCAGCAGUGGUGCUGGCGGGUCCAUUUCGCUACGAUCCGGCGACACCCACUCGACGGGCACAGUGGGCGGAUCGAUUUCACUUAGUGCUGGCAGCGGCAUGACGAGUGGCGGGUCGAUCUCGCUGCAGAGCGGCGCGGGUCUGAGUUCAUCUAGCGGCGACAUCUCUCUGACGACACCAGGCGCUGCGGUGACGAGUGGCGUGAGCGGCAGUGUGCGUCUGACGAGCGGCGCGAGUCGCGUGGGUGACAGCGGGUCCGUGUCUGUGGACACGGGCGUGUCAACAGGUGGCCACGGAGGGUCGAUCUCUCUGUCGGUGGGUGCUGGCGACGCGUUAUCCGGUGGCGCUAUCUCGCUGACUGCAGGCAACUCGACGGCUGUGUCGUCGUCCACGAGUGGUACGGGUGGCUCGGUGAGUGUGUUGAGUGGGCGUAGCGUGGGGAGCACGAGCGGUUCGAUUUCACUGGGCACAGCCACGGGCGGCACGGCGGGUCGGUCUGGCGUGUUGAGUUUUAGCAGCGGGAGCGCGAGUACCGGGUCUUCCGGCAACCUACUGCUGAGCAGUGGCGCGAGCACGGGUGGUAAUGGCGGCUCCGUGUUG
This is a messenger RNA of Phytophthora nicotianae INRA-310, 1326 nucleotides long. RefSeq lists its product as hypothetical. Lineage: Eukaryota; Oomycota; Peronosporomycetes; Peronosporales; Peronosporaceae. The annotation marks the transcript as partial. The transcript has a single exon. The record is from RefSeq and is a predicted model, not a curated record.